Messenger RNA from Pseudomyrmex gracilis, 6008 nucleotides. RefSeq names its product synaptojanin-1 (gene Synj). Gene Ontology annotation, biological process: synaptic vesicle endocytosis; phosphatidylinositol dephosphorylation. The coding region runs from base 460 to 3924 and encodes 1154 amino acids. The record is from RefSeq and is a predicted model, not a curated record. Gene Ontology annotation, molecular function: phosphatidylinositol-4,5-bisphosphate 5-phosphatase activity; nucleic acid binding. The transcript has 7 exons. Lineage: Eukaryota; Metazoa; Arthropoda; Insecta; Hymenoptera; Formicidae.
UCGCUAGUCGCAGGAGAGCAAAAUCCCCGGGAAUUGACCAAUACAAUCGGCCAACAAGUCUUCCUCCCACUCUCUCUCUCCGUUCGAGAUCUCGUUCGGAUCUCUGAUUCUCAUCGACAUCAGGUCUGGACGCGACGUCUAAUUCCGACGGUGUCUCUCUCGUGAAUAAAAAAAAAUUUGCCGCCGCUUUUACGAGGGUGACGAUCUUUAACAGAGAGAGGGUCGAUGACGGCGACGGUGGACGACGGAGAUUUUCGAGCCAGCGCGGUGGGGACAGCGCGUCGGAUGGAACAUUUUCCCGCGUCACGUCACGUCGCAACGCGCCGUGUGACAGACGCAACUGUCACGCCUCCGUAAAUCGUCGCCGUCGUCGUCGUUGUCGUCGUCAUCGUCGUCAUCGUCGGCAGACGGAUUAUCUUCGUUGUUGUACGAAGAAAGAAAGUAUAAACACGCGCAACAAUGGCGAUGGGCAAGGGUUUUCGCGUUUACGAGAAGCUGGAUUCACCCAAACCGCACUCGGUCAUACUCGAGCAGCGAAAUCGCAAGGAGACGUUGCUCUUCGAGUCGCAGGCGGUUGCUGUUCUUUCUGCCGAGGAGCACGAGUUUCUGAAACCGAAGUACACCAAGUUGGUGGACGCUUACGGAUGUCUGGGUGUUUUGCAACUGAACGCCGGCGAGAACACUUUGUUGUAUCUUGUUCUGGUCACCGGAUGUUUCUCCGUCGGCAAGAUCGGAGAGUCGGAAGUCUUCCGGAUAACGCAGUCGAGUUUCGUGCCUCUGUUCUACAGUCAGGGAAUGGAGGAUCGCGUGUCCGAGGUCAGAAAGGUACUGAAUUCGGGAACGUUUUAUUUCUCCUGGUCCGCCGGACAGGAGUCGCUCGACAUCACUCUGAGCGCUCAGAGAAGAUGCAAAGCGACCACCACGGAUAACAGAUUCUUCUGGAAUCGAAUGUUGCAUAUUCAUCUGUUGCGAUACGGCGUGGACACGAGUCAGUGGCUGUUGAAGGCGAUGUGCGGUAGUGUGGAGAUCAGAACCGUUUACGUGGGUCACAGACAAGCGCGAGCGGUGCUCAUGUCUAGAUUAAGUUGCGAACGUGCUGGUACCAGAUUUAACGUAAGAGGAACCAACGAUGACGGACACGUGGCAAAUUUCGUGGAGACGGAGCAGGUGAUAUACAUCGAUAACGAAGUGACCUCUUACGUUCAAACCAGAGGCUCGGUACCUCUGUUCUGGGAACAGCCCGGCAUACAAGUCGGUUCUCACAAAGUUAAAAUCUCACGUGGUUUCGAGACCUCCGCGCCCGCGUUCGACAAGCAUCUGAAUAUGAUCAAGAAACGAUACGGUCAUCAGGUGAUCGUUAAUCUUCUCGGCUCCAGUCUGAUCGGAAGCAAGGAAGGGGAAGCGAUGCUGAGCCAGUUGUUUCAAACUCAUCACAAUAUGUCGGAGCACAAGGACGUGCCGCACAUCUUGUUCGAUUAUCACCAGGAGUGCCGCGGUGGAAACAUGAAGAACCUGUCGAAGCUGAAGUCCAAAGUCGAAAAGUACUUGGAAUCGUUCUCGUUGUUCUACGCGGUGGGCAAUGACGUGUACAUGGAACAAACUGGCACCAUUCGAACAAACUGUCUGGACUGUCUGGACAGAACCAACUGCGUGCAAACGUUCUUCGCCCUCGAGAUGCUGGCCAAGCAGAUGAGUCUGUUGAAGCUGAUGGAGAAGCAGACGAUGGUCUCGAGAUUUGAGGAAGUGUUUCGCCAAAUGUGGAUCAACAACGGCAACGAAGUCAGCAAGAUAUACGCGGGCACCGGCGCCAUUCAAGGCAGUUCCAAGUUGAUGGACGGCGCGAGAUCGGCAGCCAGAACGAUACAGAACAAUUUACUGGACUCGAACAAACAGGAAGCGAUCGAUAUCUUAUUGUUAGGCUCGACGUUGAACACGGAACUAGCUGACAGGGCGCGUUUGUUAUUACCCUCGAACAUGUUGCACGCCGCGCCGAAUCUCUUGCGAGAGAUGUGCAAGCGCUAUAACGAAUACGUAGUCACAAUGAAUCUCAGGGUGAGCGUCGGUACUUACAACGUCAAUGGAGGAAAGCAUUUUAGAAGCGUAGUUUAUAAAGAUGUAUCGCUAUCUGAUUGGUUACUCGAUGGACCACGCAAAUCGUCUCUGGUAUCUCUGGAAGCAGCCGAUAAUACCGUUCCUGUAGACAUAUUUGCAAUAGGUUUCGAAGAAAUCGUUGAUCUAAACGCCAGCAAUAUAAUGGCUGCCAGUUCCGACAACGCGAAGGCCUGGGCGGAGGAAUUGCAGAAGGUACUGUCCAAGGAUGAGGACUACGUUCUUGUAACGUAUCAACAGUUGGUCGGCGUAUGUCUGUACCUGUUCAUACGACCGGUGCACGCGCCGUAUCUGCGGGACGUGGCGGUGGAUUGCGUGAAGACCGGAUUGGGCGGCGCAACUGGGAACAAAGGUGCUGCGGCAAUUAGAUGCGUGCUAUACUCCACGUCUUUUUGCUUCGUGUGCGCGCACUUUGCCGCUGGCCAGUCCCAAGUGAACGAACGUAACGCGGACUACGCCGAGAUCACGAGGAAGAUAGCAUUUCCAAUGGGCAGAACUCUGAACACUCACGAUUACGUGUUCUGGUGCGGCGACUUCAACUACAGAGUCGACAUGGACAAGGACGAAAUGAAGGAACUGAUCAAACGCAACGAAUUCGACGAGAUACUCCAAUACGAUCAAUUGAGGGUUCAACAAGCCCAAGGAAAUGUCUUCAAGAAUUUUUUGGAAGGUCCGAUCACUUUUGCUCCUACAUACAAAUACGACCUGUUCUCGGACGACUACGACACGAGCGAGAAGUGUCGCCAGCCUGCUUGGACCGACCGAGUCUUGUGGAAGCGUAGGAAACAAGUUCCUGAUAUUGAUUCGCCUACAGAUUGGAAUCCGGGAAAACUCAUAUGUUACGGUAGAGCGGAAUUGAAACAGAGCGAUCAUCGGCCAGUGAUCGCCACCAUCGAUAUAGACGUGCACUGCGUAGAUCCCGAGAAACGCGAGCGCGUAUUUCAAGAGGUGAUACAGGACCUGGGCCCACCGGACGGCACGAUAGUAGUCAAAGCCGUGGAAGAUGUCGAGGACACGGACGUGUUCGAUGACAAUCUCAUGUCGGCGCUGAUACAAGAUUUGUCUCAUAUAGGCGAGGCAAUUCUGGUUCGUUAUGUCGGCGAGACCAUCUGGGUAACGUUUCGAGACGGUCAAUGUGCUCUGGCCGCUGCGAAAAAAGGCAUGACGCAGGUGUGCGGUCAGACAUUGACACUGUCUCUGAAGUCGCCCAAUUGGACAGAGUUGAUCAAGAAGGAAAUCGAGAUCUGCAGCAAUACCACGGCACAGUUUACGACAAAUUCACCUUUGAGAAGUCCCAUGCAGCGACUCGAACAGUUGGAAAUCGGGGAUCGAUCGUCCCCGAGCAGAAGCAAUCCCAACGGCGUGGUUCCGCCUAGGAGACCGGCGCCACCGACUCGACCUCCCCAACCACCCAAAAGCCCGGCUCAUGAACGAAAGGGACCACGGGCUGGUGUUUUUAGCGUGACGCCCAGUCAGUUUCCCAUUCCGGCGUCAUCCCCGGUCGCAGAUAAAACGGAGGACGAUCAGCAGGAAGACCCAAGACUGUCACCCGACUCGGCUAUCUACGAGGAGAUACUGGACGGAUCCAGCUAUCCCGUGCCGAAUCGGCCGCCGCCCCCGUUACCGCGCAUGGAAGGAUCUCAAGAAACUUCGAGCAGACCCCCGCCUAGUUCGAUACCUCCCCCGUUACCGCACCGGCAAGCUCCGCCGCCUCCGCAGCACCCACCUCCAAGUUUACCUCCGUCAAACGCUCCGCCGCCUGUUCCGGCGAGAACCACCGGCGGGCCGCCCAUUCCUGCCAGAAAUCCUCACUGAACAAGGGACUCAAGGUAGACGUCCGCUAUGUUUAGCGUUUAUUUUAAUUAAUAGCCUAUAAAUAUUUAUGAGACUAAAAAAAAAUGACGAGACGACAAGCAGUCGGUUGAUUUCUCGCUUCCAAACUAAGUUCCAGAUUCACGUAGCGUAAGUAGGAAUUUGAAUUACGUUUUGCGAUUUACUUCAAGAGCGGUAUACACACCAAGCAGUUACAGUGUUUAAGUUUUUAGUCUCGAUCGCGUACACGAUUAAUUGUCCAUUCGCAAUUAAUGUUAAUUACGUAUCCGUAAGUUGUUAUUGACCUCGAAACACUGGCGUGUGUUGAUAGUAGCGCGCAUUAUUGACCCCGUUGAUCCAUUGCAGUGGUUGAAUGGAAACUGUUUUUUUUUUAUCUUUUCGUCACAAAUAGAACAAAGAAUUUAUCGUUUCAGAGAGAUUGUAUCAAUUUAUAUGUGUAUAAAUUGUUGACACGACAUUUAGAGAAAGAGAUAAUGUAUAUUCGAAAGCUGUUGAAAAAUUUAGAUGUGUCACGAACAAAUUUGUAGCAAUCACAUCAGAGAGUAUUUACAUAUAUAGAUAUAAAUAAAUGUUGCGGUAACAAUGUUAUAGUUUUACUGUCGCAUUGCUUGUACAUUUAAUAAUUUAAGAUGCAAGAUCCUCGUUGUUAGAACAGUUUCUGGGGAGAGAGAGAAAGAGAGAGAGAGAGAGUCUACACCGUUAUAUCUUAGUGUAAAUAUACCAAAAAAAUUUGUCUAUAAAAGGACACGUCAAGCAGCGAAUUUAAUUUUACAACUAAAUAAUCAUACGUAGUGUACAGAGAAGAAAAAGUUGCACACUCGAACACAACAUGUAUUCCCACGAAUGUUGAGUAAUCGCCAAUUUUUUUGUUUUUGUGAAUUUCUCUCUUUGUACGAGGAGUUCAACUCGAAGACCCCCUUUGAAUUAAGAAGCCACUGCUGAAGUAUGGUAAUUUUUUAACAACCGAACGUAGCUAAAUGUUAUUUUUUAAAGUCUUCCCAGAUUUCGUACUAAAGACAGCUAAUUUAAUUAAAUCUCUAAUUAGUCUAAGCUUUUUCCUACAUAAGUUUUUGCGAUACGUGUAAUUUUUGUUUUUAUUUCGUCUGAUGUUCCUACGACUUUUACAUUCCGAAAUUUCUGUGAAACACAUUUCAAUCCCGUGUAUAUUGCUUCCCUUAAAAUUUAAGACGUGAUCUUACCUCGAUUUUUUAUUUUUUUUUACGUAGGAGACAGUACCAUAAAUGUCUUUGCUUACGGUCUCCUAUUUUGUGCGUUCGUUUGAUAUUCAGAUUUUUUUUCACUGCGUUUUCAGUAGACAAACAACGAACGAUGCGAGUCAAGCAGAAAAAAAAAAAAAUGAACGCGAAUACAAGCGUUUUAGAAAUACGUACAGCUUGACAGUUGAAGAAUUGAGAAUUACAAAUUUGUAUAUAUAUAAAAAUGUUCGUUCGCGUUUUAAUCUUCGUUAUUCCGAAAUUUUCAGUUACGACGUAAAAAACAAAUGCUCCAGUCAUGGGAAAGUGGACACCGUACAUACAUGCGCGUGAAUUAUUGUCACGAAAUGAAUGUUGAUUUUAUAGGCAAGAAAGAUACGAGAACUACAACUAAAAAUUGUUCCACAUGCAAUACUCUUAGAAAACACAACAGGUUAUUCUGUACCUCAGCAACAUGCAUUUCAACAUGCUUGCGCACGCCUAAUUUUCAUUAGGUAAAACGAUCCUUUUACUUAUGUAAGAUGUAAAACAUAUGGAUGUAUAUACAUAUAUAGGCAUUGAAUGGAAUCUAAUAAAAACCACGUGAGGAAAAUUGAAAGAACGUUGAGUCUUAAAAAGAAAAAAAAAAGAAUUUAUUUCACCUCUAAGCUGUAUAAAAGAGAUUUGAUUUCGAUUCGAUUCUUGAUCCUAUUACAUUAUUGUCAUUACGUCUCUGUGUGUGUUUGCCGGGAUCGAGGAAUGUGUGUGCGAAGCGAUCCUCGAUGUUUUCUUUUUGUUUCAUCACUAGAAACAAUUAUGUAUAAUACGCAUACGGUAUGCAGAUAAAAAAAAGGAAGCUUGUACAAAAAAGAA